AUGCUGGCCAAUGUUAGGCACCGAUGGGCGUUGAGUCAGCCCCACUCAGCCAGUGGGAAGCGACCCCGCCAAAUGUUGGGUUGGCCAGCGGCGACCCGCGCACAAUUUCUCACCUUUUUCGCCCGACGACCACCUCUCCCAACUCCUGUCGGUCGCCCAUAUAGACUCUCGCAAUUCACUCCGUACCCGCUUCCCGACUCCUACACAAUCGCUUCAUCAGAGUCUCUGCGAUCAGAGACAACGCCUCGCCCGCCUCCAGAAAGUCACGUUACACCCAUCAUAGACCCCGCCAACAUGGCCGAAAGCUGGGAAGAAGAGGAGGAGAAGCUCUCGCAGCAGACGCAGGGCAUGAACCUUGGCAGCGCUGGCGCAGGCAAUUUCACACCAGGCGCAACCUCCUUCACACCGGGCGCCUCCUCGUUUGUGCCCGGCCAGCAAUACGGUGGCUACAACCAAGGAUACGGCCAGUACCAGCAAUACGCGGGGUACAACCAGCAGCAACAAUACGGUAGCCAGCAAUAUGGCUACCAGCAGCAACAGCAGGGCUAUCCGCAAUAUGGCCAACAACAAGGAGGCUACCCAAACUACGGACAGCAGGCUGGUUACAACCAGUAUGCUGGAUACCAGCAACAACAAGGGGGCAACUUCCAGCCCCAACAGCAGCAGCAGCAACAGGCGCCUGUAAAGAUCGCUAAGCGAGGCGACACUGACAUCACAGGCUCGGAGGGCUCUGCAGCUGCUCCCAAGAAGGAUGCGCCCAAGGCAAAGGUCCUCUCGAUUGGCGGUGAUAGCGCGCCCAAGGCGAAGGUUUUGUCUAUUGGCGGAGACACGACGACACCAAAGGUGGAAAAGUCGGCUGGUGGCGCAAAGGUCAUGUCGCUCGGAACGCCAGCAGCCGCUCCAUCAGCUGCCAAAGACAAGGCCGACAAGUCAGCUCCCGAGGCUGGCGCAAAGGUCACUGCUGCAAAGGCCAUCGAGAAGACGGGAGAGCCCACCGCAUCAUCGGGAGGAUCCGGACGGACGUCUCCAACACCAUCCUCGGGCCGUAACAGCCCAACACCAAAAGAUAAGUCCUCUUCCAAGGUCGUCGAUAUUGAUGCCGAACAGGCUGAAGUUGUCGACGAAGCGACGCUUGCGGAAAUCUACGGCAAAGAACAUGUCAACAUUAUUUUCUUGGGCCACGUCGAUGCUGGAAAAUCGACUCUCGGAGGCAGUAUCCUCAUCUCCACAGGCAUGGUCGACGAGCGAACACUCGAAAAGUACAAGCGCGAAGCCAAAGAUGCGGGUCGAGAGACAUGGUAUAUCUCAUGGGCCCUCGAUUUGAACAAGGAGGAGCGACAACAGGGCAAGACCAUUGAAGUUGGUCGUGGCUUCUUUGAAACUGAGAAGCGACGAUACUCAAUCUUGGACGCGCCAGGGCAUAAGACUUAUGUUCCAAACAUGAUCAGUGGUGCCUCUCAAGCCGAUGUGGGUCUGCUUGUCAUCUCCGCACGGAAGGGAGAGUACGAGACUGGUUUCGAAAAGGGCGGCCAGACCCGAGAGCAUGCUAUGCUGGCCAAAACGCAGGGUGUCAAUAAGAUUCUCAUUGUCGUUAACAAGAUGGACGACCCUACAGUAGAAUGGUCAGAGGAACGAUACAAGGAGUGCACCACCAAGGUCGUGCAGUUUUUGAAGGGUGUGGGCUACAACCCCAAAACAGACAUCUCCAUGAUGCCUGUUAGUGCGCAGACAUUUACGGGCAUCAAAGAGCGCGUUCCCAAGAGCUUGGCACCCUGGUACGAUGGACCUUCUCUACUCGAAUAUCUGGACAACAUGCAAGCGCUAGAGCGCAAGCUCAACGCACCAUUUAUGAUGCCCAUUGCCGCCAAGUACAAGGAUAUGGGUACCAUGAUCGAAGGAAAGAUUGAAUCAGGUAUUAUCAAGAAGGAAAACAAGUAUCUCAUGAUGCCCAACCGACAGACGGUGCACAUCUCAGCACUUUUCGGAGAACAAGAAGACGAAAUUCCGGGAGCGACAUGCGGUGACCAAGUCCGUAUCCGUAUCCGCGGUGUAGAAGAAGAAGACAUUCUUCCCGGUUACGUGCUGUGCUCGCCAAAGCGACCUGUCCACUGCGUUUCUACGUUUGAGGCGCAAGUCGUGCUGUUAGAUCUCAAGUCGAUCAUGACAGCCGGUUUCAACUGCGUACUGCACGUACACGCUGCUCAAGAAGAGGUCACCAUCAGUGCGCUUUUGCACAAGCUGGAAAAGGGCACUGGACGUAAGAGUAAGAAGCCACCCGGAUUUGCUACAAAGGGCAUGAGCAUCAUUGCGAGGUUGCAGAUUACUGGAACAGCGGGAUCCAUUUGUGUGGAAAGGUUCGAGGAUUACCCACAACUUGGUCGUUUCACACUACGAGACCAAGGUCAAACCAUUGCUAUUGGCAAGAUCACGAAGCUCAUCACAGAUGAGGCUUAA
Messenger RNA from Plenodomus lingam JN3, 2454 nucleotides. RefSeq lists its product as uncharacterized. Gene Ontology annotation, biological process: translational termination; nuclear-transcribed mRNA catabolic process, deadenylation-dependent decay; translation. The record is from RefSeq and is a predicted model, not a curated record. Gene Ontology annotation, cellular component: translation release factor complex. Gene Ontology annotation, molecular function: GTPase activity; translation release factor activity; GTP binding. NCBI's taxonomy places the organism in Eukaryota, Fungi, Ascomycota, Dothideomycetes, Pleosporales, Leptosphaeriaceae.